UAAACCCAUUCCCCACUAUUUUAAGCUCACCCCUUCUCCUCCCUCCAUCAACAGUCCUUCUCGUUUCUUUCCACUUAAAAAGCCCUUCAACGCCAUCAUUCACAGCACCAAAUUCAUCUCCCAUGGCUUCCUCUUCUGCAAAAUCCCUCUUUUCCUCAACCCAUUUCGCCUCCUUCCACAGAUCCUCCGAUUCCAAUUCCAAUUCCAAUUCCCCUGUUCUUCCCUUCCUUCACAGCUCCAUUUCCACCUCCUCUGUUUCUCUCAGGAGUUCCAAUUUGAUUCCUGUUCGUAGCGUUUUGAAGACGGUGGAAUCGUCGGAAUUAGAUGUUCGGAGCUCCGAUCUCGUCGACCCCACUUUCCCAAAUGACAGAUCGACCAUUCUGGUGGCCGAGAAACUUGGAGAGGCCGGUUUGAAGCUUCUCCGGAGCUUUGGGAACGUCGACUGCGCUUACGAUCUCUCACCGGAAGAGCUUUGCGCUAAGAUCUCUUCUUGCGACGCCUUGAUUGUGCGUAGUGGCACCAAGGUGAACCGGCAGGUCUUUGAGGCUGCAAAAGGGCGUUUGAAGGUUGUUGGAAGAGCCGGUGUUGGUAUUGAUAAUGUGGAUCUGCAGGCCGCCACUGAGUUUGGUUGUCUUGUUGUUAAUGCCCCUACUGCCAAUACCAUCGCCGCCGCCGAACAUGGUAUUGCCUUGCUUACUGCCAUGGCCCGAAAUGUUGCUCAGGCCGAUGCCUCCAUGAAAGCAGGAAAAUGGGAACGGAGCAAGUAUGUCGGAGUUUCACUGGUCGGAAAAACACUAGCGGUGAUGGGAUUCGGGAAAGUGGGAUCGGAAAUGGCGAGACGAGCAAAGGGGUUGGGGAUGCAAGUGAUAGCACACGACCCUUACACGCCGGUGGACAGAGCAAGAGCCAUCGGCGUUGAAUUGGUGUCGUUCAAUCAAGCCAUAUCCACCGCCGAUUUCAUUUCGCUUCAUAUGCCGCUCACGCCGACAACCACAAAGCUUUUCAACGACGACACUUUUAGUCUGAUGAAGAAAGGAGCUCGGUUGAUUAACGUUGGCAGAGGAGGUCUUAUUGAUGAAGAUGCCUUAAUUAAAGCCCUCGACAGUGGAGUUGUUUCUCAGGCGGCGCUUGACGUCUUCGUGGAGGAGCCACCGGCGAAAGACAGCAAGCUGGUGCAGCAUAAGAAUGUUACCGUCACGCCUCAUCUUGGAGCUAGCACCAAGGAGGCACAGGAAGGCGUUGCCAUUGAAAUAGCCGAAGCCGUGGUGGGUGCAUUGAAAGGUGAACUUUCCGCCACCGCCGUCAACGCUCCGAUGGUGGCCCCGGAGGUCCUGACGGAGUUGGCGCCGUACGUGAUUCUGGCGGAGAAAUUGGGGCGGCUGGCGGUACAGCUGGUCGGCGGAGGUAAGGGAAUAAAAUCAAUUAAAGUAGUUUACCGAUCAGGGCGAGCCCCAGACGAUUUAGACACGAGGCUGUUACGAGCCAUGAUCACAAAAGGCAUAAUCGAGCCGAUCUCCGACAGCCACAUAAACCUGGUGAACGCGGAUUUCACGGCGAAGCAGAAGGGUCUCCGUAUAAGCGAGGAGCGAGUGCUGGUGGACGCGCCGCCGGAGUUCCCAGUGGAGUCAAUUCAGAUUCUGGUGUCCAACGUGGAGUCAAAGUUUGGGAGUGCGGUGUCGGAGACGGGUGAGGUGGCAAUGGAAGGGAAGGUGAAAUAUGGAGUGCCGCAUUUGACACGUGUAGGAUGGUUUGACGUGGAUGUGAGUUUGGAAGGGAAUUUAAUCCUGUGUCGACAGGUGGAUCAGCCGGGAAUGAUCGGACGGGUGGGAAACAUUCUGGGAGAGAAUAAUGUGAAUGUGAAUUUUAUGAGCGUUGGGAGAACGGUAAGGAAGAAAAGGGCAAUUAUGGCAAUUGGUGUGGAUGAAGUGCCCACUAAGGAUACUCUCGCCAAAAUUGGACAAGUCGCUGCCGUUGAAGAGUUUGUGUUUCUAAACCUAUAAUUAUGGGACUCACUUCCGACAUGUCGGUUACUUCCUUUUUCUUUUUUUCUUUUUUUUUUUUUUUUUUUAUAGUUUUUAUGUCUUGUUGGCCAGAUGCCCAAGCCCAAGCCCAAGCCCAAGCCCAGGC
Messenger RNA from Cucurbita maxima (winter squash), 2127 nucleotides. RefSeq names its product D-3-phosphoglycerate dehydrogenase 2, chloroplastic-like. Gene Ontology annotation, biological process: L-serine biosynthetic process. The record is from RefSeq and is a predicted model, not a curated record. Lineage: Eukaryota; Viridiplantae; Streptophyta; Magnoliopsida; Cucurbitales; Cucurbitaceae. The coding region runs from base 123 to 2000 and encodes 625 amino acids. Gene Ontology annotation, molecular function: NAD binding; phosphoglycerate dehydrogenase activity. The transcript has 4 exons.